Messenger RNA from Ostrea edulis (European flat oyster), 6028 nucleotides. Its product is annotated as beta-1,3-galactosyl-O-glycosyl-glycoprotein beta-1,6-N-acetylglucosaminyltransferase 3-like. NCBI's taxonomy places the organism in Eukaryota, Metazoa, Mollusca, Bivalvia, Ostreida, Ostreidae. The transcript is spliced from 4 exons. The record is from RefSeq and is a predicted model, not a curated record. Gene Ontology annotation, cellular component: membrane. Gene Ontology annotation, molecular function: acetylglucosaminyltransferase activity. The coding region runs from base 4019 to 5317 and encodes 432 amino acids.
UAAAAAAGGUGUUAAUAACGAAAUGUGAACAGUCUAACGAAAUGUGAACAGUCUCAUAAAUGUAUCAAAUACAAAAUGAAAAGCAUGCCCAAAAUGGACUCCUUAAAACGGUGUAGGAAGAAUCAAGUGUAUAUGAAGGGUAAGUGUGUCCUGUUGAGCGAUCACAUUCACCGUGGAUCCACUCUCUCUAAAUAAUGUAAAUAGAGCAACCCGUGAUCAAAACCAGUAUAUCAGUACAUGAUUAGGAAACUUUUACAAAAGGGCGCCUAUGAUAUGGGACUGCAUAACCAUUCUUUAUACAAAAAAGUGCAUGGACUAUCUUAAACCCGAAAUUGUGUUUUAUUUUGUCAAAACAUCGUUUUGGAACAGAGGGUUUAUGAUUCUUCCUGUAUCUUAAAUGUUGGUUACCUAAUUAAAAACAUGUUCAUUCUUAACCAAGCGAUUUCAAGGUAUGAAAUAUGGUAUGCACAAAAUUCCGGUGUACCCCAAAAACUACGAGAUAUAGUCACCAAUAUUAUUCUGCUGAGGUUAUUUAAGAAAUUAAUGUCUAGUCUUCUGCCUAUGUGAGGUGAGUAAUUACAAUUGAAAAAUGAUAAUUUCCAUAACGCGAACCCUCUUGUCAUACAGCAUCACGUUUUCAAAUUUAGUUGAUCUCCUCACAUACCCCAAAAAAACUAGACAUUGAUUCCUUUAUUCAAAUUUGAAAUAAAAUUGGGGGAAAAUUUAAAAUUCAGGCAUAUGGCAUUCCAUACUAAUUUUACAUAGUCCCAGCGCACUGAUAUAAGAACUGGAUGAUUCGCAUCCAGGUGAGAACUUUGCAUCUUGAUGUAGUAUACAGGACCACGCAUAAAUACAUACAUUGGAGCUUCAAAUAGUUAUCACAGAGAAAAGUGGGGAAUAUAAAUAUAUUUAAUUUGAAAUGCUUCAUCAUGAAUUAGAAGUUGCAUUGGAAAUCUGUUCUUAUAAUUCAGUUUCAGACUCGGUAAUCAUUUAAAUUCAUACGAAGUAUCUGGGUAACAUUUCGAUUGUUAUUAACACUAUUCGAAAAUUAUGAAUUGUAGAAGAUCACAAAUUCCUAUGUUAUUAUGCAAACUAGCAUUUUGAGAAGAUAAAGAUUGAUCGUGUUUAUAAGACAUUUUGAUAUCAAACUGUACAAAAAUUACCUCUGUUUUAAUACAGAACCAUUUGUUGUUGUUGUUUUUAACCGUGCUGCAGAUAAUUGCUUUGUUUGCAGAACAUGCCUAGCUGUAGAUCAGUACCUCUCUAGGAAAAUAUUGGGAGAUUCUAUAUAUAUUAUGAAUUCUGUCAAAGAUUCUGCCAGGCGAUGGGCUAAAUAUGAAAAUGAAGAACUUGAUACAUUGUCAGAAUGGGUUAAAAGCAUAAGAGGAAUAUUAUAUCCUACAUUAGAGAUAUUAAAACAAAAGUACAUACCAUCUAUCCUUCUGUGUUUAGUGCACUAGAAUGUUUGGUUCCACCUGACAAAGCUAGUAACAACAUUGUCUUUGUUUGUAAGGCUCAUUAUUACAACUGUAUUUUAAACGAACUUGGCAUUACUUCCACUUUUGGUAAUCGUACUUAUACUCCUACUGCCCUUUCAAAAGAUGAAUUUCUUAAAAAUCUUGCUUCAGUUUUAAACACAUUUGUAAUCCCAGUCAAUGGGUCUAAUGAAUAUGAGUUACCAUACCUAUACUGGAUUCCUAAAUAAAAGCCCUUACAAGCAAAAAUACAUUGCUGGAUCCACUAAGUGCUCUAACAAGCACCUAUCUUUGCUCCUGACGAAAAUAUUAACAACCAUGAAGGAUAAACUUCAAACUGACUGUGCAACUACAUAUGCCAGAAGUGGUUUCCCCAAAUCAAUAACAUCAAACCCUAUGACUUUUCAACACUAUACACGACAAUUCCUCACGAUAAAUUAAAGAUUAGAUUUUUGACAUCAUAGACAGUUGCUUCUUAUAUAAAAGUGAAGAAAAAAAUAUUCAUAUUUAGUGAUCAGUCAUACAAAACUUACUCUGUUAAACACCACCCUGAUUACUCUGUUAAACACCACCCUGAUUACUCUGUUAAACACCACCCUGAUUCUACGCAAAGUACUCUGAAGUUGGAAUAAAAAAUAUGCUGGAGUUCCUCAUUGACAAUAUCUCCGUGAUCUUUGGUGAUCAAGUUUUCCAGCAGUCUGUUGUAAUUCCCAUGGCCACGAAUUGUGUUCAUUUGUUAGCUGACCUGUUUCUAUAUUCAUAUGAAGCAGAAUUUAUUCAAAAACGUCUACGUGAGAAGAAAAAAAUAUCUUGCUGUUGUCUUCAAUGCGACAUUUAGAUAUAUCGACGACGUUUUGUUUAUCAACAAUAAUAGCUUUUAUUCAUAUGUCGAUUUGAUAUAUCCCUGUGAGGUCGAAAUAAAGGACACCACAGAGUCAUCCACUUCUGCUUCAUACUUAGAUAUGUUAUUGAAAGUAGACAUCAACGGCAAACUGACAACUCAACUGUAUGACAAACGGUAUGAUUUUAGCUUCUCUAUAGUCAACUUUCCAUAUUUAUGUAGCAAUAUUCCAUUAUCACCUGCAUAUGGUGUUUAUGUCUCUCAACUGAUUCGAUAUGCAAGAGCUUGUUCUGUGUAUAGUCAUUUUUUAAAUCGAGCCAAGCUACUGACAAACAAGUUGAUGGUACAGGGGUUUCAACAGUCUGGAUUGAAGUCAGCAUUUCGUAAAUUCUAUGGUCUUUAUAACGAUCUAGUUUGUCAAUACAAUCUAUCUUUGGGUUAAAUGCUGUCUGACAUGUUUCAUACCGAUUGUUAAGCCGUUCUUGGCACACAGAUUUUGACUGCGGAUGCCUUCGUUUGCCUGAGCGGGAUGUGGGGCUCACGGCGGGUGUGACCGGUCCACAAGGAAUGCUUGCUCCUCCUGGGCACCUGAUCCAACCCCUGGUGUGUCCAGGGGUCCGUGUUUUCCGAGCUAUCUAUUUUGUAUUGCUUGUAAAAGUUAUGAGAUUGAUCACUGUUCGUUAUCUUCACCUUUCUUUAGUUAUUCAAAGAGAUACAAUUGUAAACACAUUUUUUAUCUACGAAUAUGUUCAUCUGAAUUAUAUCAUCAAUAUUAGAAUAGUCAAAGAUAAUAUGAUUAAGAUGGAUUAGAACAAAUCUCCAAUGACCGCAAUCUUUUAAGCCCCUUUUACACAUUCGAGGAUGAGACGCCGGUUUAUCCCGGAUUGUCAAUCCGUGAUGGUCCGUGACCAUCCGUCAUCACCGUGUAUAAACCGUAUAUGCAUUCGGCGUCGUCCGGGACAAUCCGGCUUCGGAAAGCCAAACCGUGAAAAAAAAUUAAACAUGUUUAAUUUUUACCCCGGAUCGUCCCGGAAGAAAAUCCUGCGUAUUGAUCCAUGUAGGUACCGUGUAUCAGGGUGUAUCAACCGAGAGGUCUUGUAUCAACCGAGAAGUCCGUGUAGCCACCAAAGUAACCGUGUAAAAUCCGGGGUCAUCCGUGUGCGAAACUUUUCUGCUGAAGAACACAGAUGUCUACGGUCUGUACACGGAUUGUUCCCGGUAACAUUACGGACAGCCACGAUAAACACAGGGAAGAAAGACCUUGAUAAUCCGUGAAACAACCGUGAAUGGACCGGCAAAAACCGUGAUCUUCCGUACGCUCCUUGAUCAUGCCGGCACCGACCGGGAUUUUCCCCCAGGACAUACGGUUAGCUACCGUGCUUAUCUGUAGAGAAACCCGCGUUUUCCGUGUCUCCAUCGUGAUAAGACCGUGUUGAGACCGGCAUUACGUCGGAUCACCCGGAUGACUAGAAUUUUGCAUCCGGCGUUGACCGCCUCCUGAUUCGUGAAUGUGUGAAAGGGGCUUAACAGGUAACAUGUAAGAUGUUAUUUUGACACCUUAACUACACCAUAGACGAAAACGCGAAUCAAUCAAUUAGUUUGCAAUUUCAACAUUUUCUGAAAAUAUCUCAUAUUUGUUGUAGAUAAAUCACGUACUAUUUGCUAUCGUUUUUGUAAAACUUAAAAUCGUCAAUAGGUGAAGAUGAAAGGCGUCAAAGGGCACACGUCAAUCUCAAAGAUUAAAGUGCUGCUGACACCAAAGCAAGGGAUUGAUAUGGCGAAUACAUGUGUAACAUUUCCUGGGAGUAUCAUCAAUCAGCAAUUGGAUACAACAUCUAAAAAUCACCGACGCUCCCAACUAAAACGCAUUGUGCAUGAGGUAAAUUGCCAGCAAAUAAUAGACGGUGAUGAAGAGUAUAUAUCAGUGGUCAAUAUAGCGAUUUCAGAACGGAUAUACACGUUUCCCACAGACAAAGAGAUGGGAGAUCUUGCACAGAAUUGUGAGAAAUUCUUAGAGGUGUACAAUUAUAAAUAUUUCUUCGUAUCAACUGAAGAACUUGAUUUUCCCAUCGCCUAUACAAUAUUAACUUAUAAAGAUGCUAUUCAAACAGAGAAACUACUCCGUGCUAUUUAUCGCCCACAUAAUUUAUACUGCAUACACGUAGAUCGAAGUUCAGAUAGUACUUUACUUUACGCUAUGAAAUCCAUCGCUAAAUGUCUAUCUAAUGUAUUCAUUGCUUCAAAAUUAGAGGAUGUGAUAUACGCAGGGUUUUCUCGACUUCAGGCAGAUUUGAACUGUAUGUCUGAUUUAUUGAAUAACACUGAUGUUAAAUGGCGAUAUGUCAUAAAUUUACCUUCCCAGGCAUUCCCUUUGAAAACAAAUUCAGAAAUCAUUAAAAUUCUUACAAUAUAUAACGGGACAAAUAGCAUAGAAAGUGUUUACGAUCAUAAUGCAGUACAUCGAUUUAAUGAGAAAUUUGCUAUGAAAAACGGGAAAUUAAAGUCGACAGGAAAAAAGAAGGAUCCGCCUCCGUAUGAUAUAACAAUAGGAAAGGGAAGUGCUUACGGUGUGUUCAGUAGGGACUUCGUGAAUUAUUCAAUAAAUGACCUCAAAGCGCAGGAUAUUUUGAAAUGGUUAGAAGAUACGUACAGUCCGGAUGAGUCCUUCUGGGCCACUCUACAAUUUAACAAACAGCUUCAUGUCCCAGGAGUCAACUACGCAGGUGUUCCAAACAGAAAAUUAUGGAUAGCCGCCAGUACGACAUGGGAGGGGCCUAGUGAAAUAUGUCAUGGAAAGUAUGUUCGUAGCAUCUGUGUUUUUGGCCUCGGCGAUUUAAAUAAAUUGGUGUCGGAGAAGGAACUUUUCGCCAACAAGUUUGUUCAUGACUACCAGCCUCUUGCAUUGCAAUGCAUGGAAGAAUGGAUAUAUAAUAAGACGAUCAAUAAUAUACCUCUACAAACAUAUCAUUAUAGAAAUUUGAUAAGACCAAUGCUGCAUUAGAAGCUUAAAAUUUAUUUUCCUCAUGGGUUGUCAUCAAUUAUAUAGACUUUGUUAAUUUGAUGUUUUAGUUACCGGAAAAAUACAAUAUUCAACGACCUAUUCUUCAUAACUAAAAUACAAGACGUAGUGGAAAGUGCUUAAAAAUGCAAGUGUUUAUUGGACGACUAAAGUAUCAAUGAACCAUAUCCCAUAGUAGAUCUCCAAUUCACUUCUUUCAAUGAUAAAAAAUCAAUUUGAUAUUCAGCUUGAAGGCAUUGAAGGUGAAAAUUAUAUUUCAUUUUUCUGUGAAUUGUUAGGUCACAGCUGGAAGCUCGGAAUCAUGUAGUCAGUAUUUUCUGAACAGAAAUGACAGAAGGAGCACAUAUUUAUAGGAUUGAGAUUUUGAAAUCAAUGCUUAAAAGAAUUACCAGACGGGUUGGAUACAUAUAUUACCUGCCGAGAUGAAAAAGAUGAUCAUACGCAGAGCAAGCUCUUCUGCAACGAAUAAAUGAAGACAUAAUCACCACAUAGAGCUCAAGGCGGGUUUCACCUGUCGAAAGGGGAUUCUUACUAUUUCUAGACACCUAGUAUGACCACUGGUGUGUCCAGGAGUUCCUACAAACUCUCUAUUUUGUAUUGCUUAUGGGAGUUAUGAGAUUGAUUGUUGUUUAUUAUCUUCACCUCUCAUGCAGGUGAUGUUGAAAUAUUUCUAAAUAAAUAUGGGAAGUCGAC